Molecule: messenger RNA, 3659 nt
Organism: Amaranthus tricolor (Joseph's coat)
Lineage: Eukaryota; Viridiplantae; Streptophyta; Magnoliopsida; Caryophyllales; Amaranthaceae
Exons: 20
Coding region: 424-3102 (892 amino acids)
Source: RefSeq, a predicted model, not a curated record
CACUCUUAUUCUUUUUCCGCUGAAAAAUCUCAAUUUUCUUCAUCUUUAAUUUCUUCCUCAAAAAUCUCGACCGCGAAAGAAGCUUUUACAAUUAGCCUUUGCCGCUCAAAACUUAAACCAAUUCAAAAACCCUAAAUCGAUUUAGAAUUAUCUAUUUCUAUUUUUUCUCCCUCUUUUUCCUCUUAGAUACAUGUAUAUUGUACUUCCAGAUCUGUUAAUUUUCCUUUUAUGUUCUUUUUCCAUUUUCACUUAUUUUCAAUUUUAAUAACUGUAACAAGGUUAAGAUCUGUUCUAUCAAAAAUUUGUUUGGCGAAUUCAAAUCCGAGGAGGGUUUCUUCUUUGGAAGAUUAUUAUACACGUUCUUUGAAUGUUUGUACAAGGAUUUGACACUCUUAUUUGCAUUGAUUUCGAGCUUUGUUUUGAAUGGUGGUUUUACUCAAUUGGGGAACUUUAAUAUAUAGAUACUGGAAGUGUUGGGUAUCAAAUUCAAAAUCUGAAUCGAUUAUUAUGGGAGAAAGGGAAAAUUCUGUAUUAGCAUUACCCAGUAAUGAAAUUGAUGAUUUAAAGAAUGAUACAAAUGUAUUGAAGAGGGAUUUGGGUUGUGUUCUUAAUGAAGCAGAGUUUGAGGCAUCACCUAGAAAGAAACUUGCAAUUGAACCCUCCCAUACAAAUUUCGAUGAUAUAUUAUCUGAAGUAUUGGACCCUAUAGUUCCGAUGACGGUAGAGAACAAAAAUGAGAAUGAGAAUGAGAAUGAAAACAAUAACGAGAAUGAGAAUGAGAAUGCUUCGAGCUUGGAGACUACUAGCAAUCAUCCAGCUGACUUAGAUGGAAGUUGUAUUAAUCGUGCUAUUUGUAAUGAAACAUCUGAAAGUUCAGGAAAUUCCUGCACUAUGAAUUGUAGUGAUGAGGUGACUAGGGGUAGCGAUUCUUUUGGAGUUUCAACUUCCCAAGUUACACGGGAAAUCCCUAAACAUGCUAGCACCACCGGUAUUCGAAAGAUUACAUUCAAGUUUCGUAAGAGUAAAGAGGGUUGUGAAAAUAAAUUAUCUACACCAGCUCGAGUUUCCUCAAACGGGCUUUAUGAUGGUGAUUCAGUUAUUGAUUCUAAUGAUGAGCUUGGGUUGGAUGAUUCGCACGAUCGUUUCUUGUAUAAUAUGGAGUUGAAGAUGUCGAAAAAGGUUCUCCCAGAUAGCUAUCCCACAAACGUUAAAAAGCUGUUGGCAACUGGUAUAUUGGAAGGAGCAAAAGUGAAAUAUAUUUGCACUUCUGGGAAGAAGGAGAUACCUGGGGAAAUACGAGGUUGUGGAUACCUCUGUGGCUGUUCAGCUUGUAACUUUACCAAUGUCCUUAGUGCCUAUGAAUUUGAGCAGCAUGCUGGUGGGGCGAAAACCAGACAUCCAAACAAUCACAUCUUUUUGGAGAAUGGGAGGCCAAUUUACAACAUUAUUGAAGAGCUGAAGACUGCUCCGUUUGGGCUACUUGAGGAAGUGGUGACUCAUAUUGCUGGCUCAUCUGUCAAUCAAGCCUCAUUCCAAGCUUGGAAAGAAGGUCUUCAACAGUGCAAUGAGUUGAUUCAGACAGAAAGGAAAUGUCAAAGUAAAUUGUGUAGCGUUUCUUCAACACAUAACAGCUUGACAAGAGUAUCUAUGAAUGAUGAGCAAGGAGUUUUUAAAAGAAGAUUUUUGCCUUCAAAACAGGAGGGGAAACGGUUGAAUGAUUCUACAUCAUUCUAUACUGGAUUACAGAAAAGAAGUGGUGAAGGUGGUGUGAAGAAGAGGGAUAAUGAUCUGCACAGAUUGCUCUUUUUACCAAAGGGGCUUCCAGAUGGUGCUUAUUUGGCAUACUAUGCUAAAGGACAGAAAGUUCUUGAUGGUUACAAGCAAGGUAAUGGUAUUGUCUGUGGUCAUUGUGAGUAUGAGAUUAGCCCUUCGCAAUUUGAAGCUCAUGCAGGAUGGGCGGCCAGAAGACAACCUUAUCGGCACAUUUAUACUGCCAAUGGGCUUACUCUACAUGACCUAGCCAUUUCGCUAGCAAAUGGACAGACUCUGACUACUGGAAACAAUGAUGACAUGUGUACACUAUGUGGAGAUAGAGGAGAGCUGAUUCCUUGUGGCGGCUGCCCUAGGGCUUUCCACCAAACUUGUCUAAGCUUGCUGGAUGCUCCUGUGGGUGAUUGGCGCUGCCCUAAUUGCAAUGAAAGAAAAUCUAAUGUAGACUCUUUGACUAGUUCUAAGCCAAUCAUUAUCAGGUUGUCACGAGUUGUUAAGAAUUCUGAAACUGUUUGCGGUGGCUGUGCUCUCUGCAGGGAAAAUGAUUUCAGUGUUGACAACUUUGAUGACAGAACUGUUAUAAUAUGUGACCAAUGCGAAAAGGAAUAUCAUGUUGGUUGCUUGAGAAAGGAUGGGCGCUGUGAUUUGAAAGAACUUCCGAAAGACAAAUGGUUCUGCUGCAAUGACUGUGACAGGAUUUUUGUCACUCUAAGUAACCUUGUUGUAAGAGGAUCAGAUGACAUUCCAUCAUCCGAGUCCAUCAAAAUAAACAGGAAACUUUUGGAGAAAGGAUUGAGCGAGGUUUCUGAUGUUGAUAUACAAUGGCGUAUACUGAGUGGGAAAUGUCGCCAUGAUGAACAUCUACCUCUGCUUUCUAAGGCUAUUUCCAUUUUUCGAGAGUGUUUUAGUCCUAUAAAGGCGAAGACUGGGCGUGAUUUGAUUCCUGUUAUGGUUUACGGAAGGAAUAUAUCAGGCCAGGAAUUCGGAGGAAUGUAUUGUGUUCUUUUGACGGUCAAGUCAGUUGUCGUCUCAGCUGGUCUUCUUAGAGUUUUUGGUCGUGAGGUAGCUGAGCUUCCCCUUGUUGCCACAAGCAAGGCAUAUCAAGGAAAAGGUUACUUCCUCACAUUAUUCUCUCGUAUUGAGAAAUUGCUUUGUGAUUUGGGAGUGCAGAACCUUGUGCUUCCAGCUGCAGAUAAAGCCAAGUAUAUGUGGGUAAAUAGACUAGGUUUCAGAGAUAUGAGCCUGGAAAGGUUGUCUGUAUAUACCAGGGAGUUUCAAUUGACAGAGUUCAGCGGAACGGUUAUGUUGGAGAAGAAAGUGGGGAGUUGUUGAUUGACGUAGAUUUAUCUUCCUGAUUUCAGUGGUCCAUAACUAAAUUAUUUUCGUCUUCAAUGAAUCCCCACCCCUGAAGCAAAAAUGAAAAGAAAAAAGUUGGAAGCGGAAUGAACGAUGGGAUUUAAUCAGAUUCAGAAAAAACUGGUCUGUUUGCUGUCGCUUUUUCGUGUUAUAUACUUAUAUAUUUUUGUAGAAAACAAGAGCGCAAUCCGGAAGAGAUAAGACAAAGGGAGUGAGAUCUUAAUAGUGGAAAUAUUAGUUCAUCUUCUUCAUUCUGACUUGAUAGUGUGUUUUAAGGGGAGAAUUUUGUUGUAGAUAAGCUGGUUUUUAGUGGUAUAGCAUAUAAGAUGAGCAAAGUUUGUGUUAUCGAAACUAUUUUUGAGCGACUCUCGUAAGAGACGAUCUUUCAGUGAGAUGACAUUAAAAUAAAAAGUUCGUAUGCUAAUAAUUAUUUAGUUGGUUUAUUCAGCCUAUGUAUGAAGAGUUUCUCACAGUGGGAUCGUAUCAUACAAUAAUUUGUUAACUUUUUAUUUCAUAUUUUCGUUGCAAGUUUC